Molecule: messenger RNA, 2583 nt
Organism: Talaromyces stipitatus ATCC 10500
Lineage: Eukaryota; Fungi; Ascomycota; Eurotiomycetes; Eurotiales; Trichocomaceae
Product: DNA replication initiation factor Cdc45
Exons: 2
Coding region: 1-2583 (860 amino acids)
Biological process (GO): DNA replication initiation; mitotic DNA replication preinitiation complex assembly; double-strand break repair via break-induced replication
Cellular component (GO): DNA replication preinitiation complex
Molecular function (GO): chromatin binding; single-stranded DNA binding; DNA replication origin binding
Source: RefSeq, a predicted model, not a curated record
AUGUAUCUCCCACGCUCCUUGAUAGGACAUUUAUACCUCCAGCUUCUUCGAUCACACCAUCCACUUUCGCCUCCAGUCCUUAUACUCGUUGCCCUUGAACCCGACGCGCUAUGCGCGUGCCGCAUCCUUACGACGCUACUAAAACGCGAUUACAUAGCCCAUAAGAUCCAACCUAUUGCCGGGUAUGGCGAUCUCGCGCGUGCCGGCGAGGAGCUCGUACGUCCCAUGCGGACAACAGAUGGGGGCACUGGAGGAGUGGUCGUUUGUCUCGGUGUUGGUGGGCUCGUUGAUUUGGGCGAGAUUCUACGCCUGACAGACGAACAGGACGAAUCCGAGGAGCUGGGCGGGGUAGAAGUAUGGGUUCUAGACGCGCGCCGACCCUGGAAUCUGGUCAAUGUCUUUGGUGGGCACCCGGAUCAUUUCCGUGGCCGCGAAGCUCUGGCGGAGAUGGACCUAAAUGCCCUACGCAAAGGUCGCGGAGUCGACAAAGGUUGUCUGAAUAAAAGUUAUAAAAGUGGAAGUGGAGGGAUUAUCGUCUUUGAUGAUGGGGAUAUCGAGGAAGAGCUGACCAAGGAAUGCGAGGCUUAUUAUGCCCUUGAAGAAAUGCCAGAGGUUGACGAUGAUGGUGAUAACUUGGACGACUCAGAAAGUGAACAUGACAAUGACAAUAGUCUUGUGGGGGCCUCCAAGAAGAGAAAAUCCUGGUCAGGACGCGAGCUGGAAGAUAGUGAUGACGAGGACGAUGAACGGCCGCGUCAACGCAGGAGAAGUAACUCGAGCUCUCCCAUUACAUCGUCACCGACUAAUCGCCGCCGAGCGAUUGGACAUGACUCUUCCAACUCGUCACGCACACCUACGCCGGAACCAAGCUUUGUAUCCCCUAUAUCACACCAGCCUUCAGCGCGAACUCUUAGACGACGACUUUUACGAAUGAAACGAAAGCACGAAAGCAUACUGCAGACAUACUACAACACAGGCACGGCCUAUUCAGAGCCAAUAUCCUCAAUGAUGUAUUCACUAGCAUCUGAGCUGGGUCGCGAAGAUAACGACCUUUUGUGGCUGGCAAUUGUGGGAACCUCCAGUAUGGAGCUAUCUGGACGAACGAUGGCCGGUGUAGGCAUCUCGAGCUCCUCUGAACAUGGUGGCUCAGCAGGAUGGGGUGGAUCACGAGGCGAACAAAUACGGCAAAUUAUGCGAGACGAAGUGCACAGACUCAAUCCGCCGGAGGGCGUCGAAAGUUAUCGUGAUAUUCCUGGUUCAAACACCGAUGUCAUUCCUACCACGGGAAGGUCACCAACGGACACGUCAAUACGAAUAUCUCCGGAACCUCGUUUCCUACUGGUACGACACUGGUCGUUGUACGAAAGCAUGCUCCAUAGCCCAUAUUUGGCGUCAAGACUGCAUGUAUGGACGGAGAAUGGCCGGAAAAGGCUACAUAAGUUACUGGCCAAAAUGGGUAUUAGUUUGACACAAUGUCACCAAAAUUAUAACCAUAUGGACAUGGAGUUGAAGCGCGUAUUGCGUUCGCGAUUACUGAAAUAUGCUCCUAUGUACGGCUUGGAGGGACUGGUCCCUCCCGUUGCAUCAGGACACAGCAGUAAUCGUGAAGGUUGGGGCUUUGUACGAAGUUGGGGAUGGAAAGCAUGCUUGUCGGCAACAGAUGUCGCUGUGAUCCUGGGGUCGAUACUAGAAGUUGGACCAAGUGCAGCAGCGACGUGGGAAUCUGGAUCCUAUGCAACCAGACAGUUGGCCAUGAACAAAGCAACCAGUCCCUCGGAUACUGACCCGGCAAAUAUUCAUCCCCGAUUUUGGAGCGCUUACGACGCACUUUCUCCGACUGGAUCUGAUUCGCCCACGCUCCUGAUUGAGUCAUUGCCUUUGGCACAACACCUUCAUCGUUCAAUUCUUCGUACUGGAACGUCUUUGAUGUCGAAGAACCAGAUCCGCCAUCUACGAGCUUUCCGCAUUGGUGUUGUCAAAGAUGGGCCUGACGUUAAGCUAUUCACUAAUCCGGGAGCUUUGACAAAGUUGGCAUUGUGGGUCGCAGAAGCAAUUCAAGUGCAAGAGAGGGAUAAGAGUGAAACCAGAAUGGGCAAGAAGAAGAUUCUAGGCACACCUCUUGUCCUAGCUGGAUUAGACGAGGACCGCGGCGUCUAUGUUGUAGUUGGCACUGGCGGUGGUGGCGGUGUUAUUGAUUUCGCGGCUCUAGCGAAAAAGAAUGAGGCACGACGGGUGAAAAAAGAAGCAGCAGAUAAGAAAAAGAAAGAUCGCGAGGAACGACGAGAAAAGCGUGCGGCUGAACAUGCUCGCCGCGGCGAAGACGAAGAUGACGACGCAUCGGAAGACGAAUCAGAAGAAGAUGAGUCGGAAUCUUCGUCUGAUGACGAAUCAGAAGAUGAGAAGAGCCUCUAUGGAAACAAGCGUCUUGUUCGUAACCGCUUUGGUAUCGCCUUCCAGGAAGUGGUUCAAGAGACCAGUGCCCGAGUUCGAAUCGACAGCUUUGAGCACUGUGUAGUAGAGGUGCAGAAAGAAGAUUUGAGUGGAUUCCUUGAGGCCUUGAGCUUUAGGAGUGUCGUCGGAUAG